Messenger RNA from Labeo rohita (rohu), 2334 nucleotides. RefSeq lists its product as uncharacterized. NCBI's taxonomy places the organism in Eukaryota, Metazoa, Chordata, Actinopteri, Cypriniformes, Cyprinidae. The transcript has a single exon. Gene Ontology annotation, molecular function: DNA binding. Bases 137 to 1441 code for a protein of 434 amino acids. The record is from RefSeq and is a predicted model, not a curated record. Gene Ontology annotation, cellular component: nucleus.
UUGUAAACUUUCAGCUGCUCGAUUCGGGUACGAAUCAUUCUAAACGAACCGGUUCAUCUGAUUCACUGAAGAGAUUCAACUUAAAAGAUUCCCCGCCAGAGUUCAAAUCUCCAUCGCUUCUCAGAAGAACAUAAACAUGGCCACGAGGAAAUACAUCCGUAGAUCAAUUCAGGAAAAGAAGCGUAUACUCGAGAAGUAUGACCAACUUCCUCCAAUGUCCCAAAGAGCUGCCGCGCGUCUGCUAAACAUCUCAGGGCCUCUGCUUUGCACCUGGCUCCGGAACAGGAAUAUUAAAAAUGCCAAGUCUAACCUUCCUAAAACUGCCUUUUCCACUCGCAAGACGCCUCGAGUAGAAGCUGCACUCUGGAAGUGGAUCGAUACUUCCCGUGAAAACGGAAUCACGGUAGAUGAUUCAACGAUUCGUAAAAAAGCGACUCAAAUGGCUACAGAAAUGGGUCUGUGUAAUUUCAGGGCAAACACAGAGUGGCUGACACGGUUCAAAACACGGGAGGCGGUGAUACGAGAGAUGUUUCAGAUCGACUACAAAAAAGGAGACUCAUCAGAAGAACCCAAAUCUGAUAAUAAAGCGACUGAGCCUAAGACCAACCUUACAGCCAGAAAGACGCAUCGAAUCGAAGCUGCACUGUGGCGGUUGAUCGACCGUUCUCGUGAGAGCGGUGUUAACGUGGACGAAUCGACGAUUCGCUCUAAAGCGGCUCGGUUGGCCCGGACUGUGGGUUUCCGUAACUUUAGAGCGAACAGAGAAUGGUUCACACGCUUUAAAACCCGAGAGGGAGUCAUACGAGCGAUGUUCCAGAUCGGCCGACAUAAUCGCUCAUUUAGUAAUAAGACUGUGGCACAGCUAGUACCAAGGACGGAUUUCACAUCUACAAAGACGCGACAAAUUGAAGCCGCGCUUUGGAGAUGGAUCGAUCAUUCUCGAGAGAGGGGUGUUACGGUAAAUGAUCGAAGGAUUCGUUCAGAAGCGACUCGGUUGGCUCGGAUGAUGGGAUUCGGUAACUUUCGCUCAAGCACAAACUGGUUCAACCGUUUUAAAACUCGGGAGAAUGUUGUACGAGAGAUGUUUCACCUCGACCAGUUUUCAGAAAAUACACAAAGUAACCAAACUGAGGACAGAAGUGUGUCAGAACAAUCUGAUGAGAGCAUAACGGACCAGUCUAACGAUGAAAGUGACACACUAUCGGAUCUGGACAUCCCAAAACUCGAACCGACAAUAGUCACGGCGGAGCUCAGCGGUGGUUUACACACGGUCACUGUACCGUCACUGUGGCAAAUGAAGGAAGCUAUGAAAACACUAGCAACUGGGUUGUUGUACAGAGGAUUCUGCGACUUUAAACUUCUUCAUCAGUUUGAAAAAGAAGUUGGUAAUGUUUUGAGAAGAUCUGUGACCCUAGGAACGCAAAACGGGCUUCAAGCCUAAAAUCCUGGGUUACAGUUAUAUGGGUUUAAGUGUGUUGUAGAUUGUUAGAGACUGGUAGUGUAUAGUACAAUCAUAACAGCACAGGGUCCAGUUGAUAAAAAGUAAUCUGAUUGGAUUUCAAAGAAAAAAUAUUCACAAUUAAAAAAUAAAGUUUUUUUUUUAUUGGCAUCAAUGGUUCUACAAAGAAGCUUUCAAAUGCAGAAAAGGUUCUUUACAGUCAAAAAAGGUUCUUUAGGUUUUUAAAAUGUUCUUCAAAAUGGUUAUUUUAGGAAGUGCUUACUGUAAGGUUCUUUAGGGAGCCAAAAAUGGUUCACUGCAAAAACCUUUAUUUUUAAGAGUGUUGGAUCAAAUCUUGAAAAUGGGUUGUUGAUUGGGAUCCUUUUGAAUACAAAAAGAGAUUAUUCUGAUGUCAGCAGAAGGGUGGAUUUCAGGAAUGUAAUAAUAUUUUAAAACUCGUCCAAAAAAAUACAACAUUUUAACGUAAUAUGUACCCAAAUAGCUGUCAAUAUCAAACAAAAAUAUCAGAUUGAAUUUUAAGGUUUUUUUGUUGUUGUUGUUGUUGUUGUUUUAAUCACCAAUUGUAAACUACGUUGGCACAAUCAUCAGAGAUGGAGCAGUCAGAUAUAGUUAUUUGUGUAAAUGCAAUGCAGAACUAGAAUUCAAAGCAUUGGCAUUUUUUAGAGGCUCCAUAGAGCACUAGUAUAGACCAUUUCACUAGAUGUAAACAUACUGGUCACGAUACACUUCCUGUUUCUUUUUUCUUUUCUUUUUUUACUUCACACAAACAUCACAAAAAAAUACAACCAACAUAACAUUUGACUGGAUGAAAAUGUUACAUUAACACCUUUAAGAUGUAUUUGUAUAUGUGAAAUAAAAAUAAAAAAACAAAAAAA